This is a messenger RNA of Arachis duranensis, 723 nucleotides long. Its product is annotated as beta-galactosidase 3-like. The record is from RefSeq and is a predicted model, not a curated record. The transcript has 5 exons. Gene Ontology annotation, biological process: carbohydrate metabolic process. Gene Ontology annotation, molecular function: beta-galactosidase activity. The coding region runs from base 1 to 723 and encodes 240 amino acids. NCBI's taxonomy places the organism in Eukaryota, Viridiplantae, Streptophyta, Magnoliopsida, Fabales, Fabaceae. Gene Ontology annotation, cellular component: cell wall; vacuole.
AUGUGUGAGCGAGCUUUGGUUUCAACUGAUCCAACUGUUACUUCACUAGGGGCCUCUCAACAGGCUCAUGUAUACUCGACCGAAUCCGACGAUUGCACUGCUUUCCUCUCAAACUAUGAUUUAAAAUCCUCAGUUAGAAUCAUGUUUAAUAACAUGCAUUACACUUUGCCACCUUGGUCUAUUAGCAUCUUCCCAAAUUGUAGGAAUGUUGUCUUCAAUACAGCAAAAGUAGGAGUGCAAAUAUCUCAAAUGCAAAUGCUACCAACUAGUACUCAUAUGCUCUCAUGGGAGAGUUUUGAUAAAGAUCCGUCUUCUUUAGACGAUAGCGGCUCUACAAUCACUGCCUCGGCUCUCCUAGACCAGCUAAAAUCAAGCAUGAAUGUUGGUGAACAUUAUGAGUCAUGGAACACAGGAAACCUAGGUCCAGUUUCACUCCCUGGACUUGACCAAGGAAAGUGGGACUUGUUAUGGAAGAAAUGGACUUAUCAGGUACUUCAAAUUGGUCUUUUACAUAGAUGUCUUGGAUUUGGCGUUGUGGCUUCAACCGUAACUAGUGAUGAGAUUCUCAAGGAAUCAUUCAUGGAGUUGAAAGUUGAUGAGCUAAUCAUGGAGAUAAUGUCCAUACAUAAGAAUGCUGGCAUUCAAAAUUUUUAUGAUGCUAUUCAAAAUUUAUAUGAUGCUAUAAGAAUAAUACACUAUGUUUAUAUUUUGAAUUAUAGUUGA